UACUGAAUGAGCAUGCUGACGUCGAGGGCGUCUUUCACACCUCUCUUCUCAUAGGCAUUUCUAAUUUCUGAAACUGGUCACACAUACGGCUGGGCUUUUUGAAUCUCUGCCUGGAUUCCCUCGUGUUAGGAAGUACCACACACAGACUGGUCAACUCCAUCAAGAAAUAUGAAUGGCUCCCAGGUCUGCCUCUUGCUGUACUGUGUGGUACUCAUGGGAACAUCAGUACUUGCUAAUGACGGUAAAAUGAAAAAUGAAACUGGAAAGGGAGCUGGGGCUAACCCUAACGCAACCAUGGGACCUUCUGGAACUACACAUUUAACACAAUUUAACAGUUCAACACAUUUUCAGUCAGAAUCAACAACACCAGCUACCCUCAACACCAGAGAAACAUCUGGAACCAAUAGCCCAGUGAACACCAACAACACACCAUCCAGAGCCAACACCAAACCUAGUGCCUGCCCUCCACUUAAGGCCCAAACCAGCCCCACGUUCAGCCCCUGCCGCAGCUCUGACUUUCUGUUGGAUAAGGAGGAGGCCACCAUCCUGCUGAUUGUGACAGGUGCCCUGGUGGUCCUGUGUGCCAUCCUGCUAGUCUCCACAGUGGCGCUGUCAUGCCAUGUGUGCUGCCUGAAGCGCCAGCCCCGCAUCAGCAGCCGCCCCACCCGCAGCAACAUAGACCUGGUGAGUGGUACUGGGUACUGGGGCACUGGCCAGAGGACCAAGGAGAGGCCUGACUCUGAGCCCGGUGAGACCAGCCUGAUGAUGGCAGAGCUCAGACAGACCCAGGAGGGGGAGAACGGCAAGACAGACAAGGGGCAAAGGGAAAAUGAGAUGGUGAAAGAUACACCCAAGAAGGAAGAGAAGAAGGAAGCCACAGAAAAUGGGGUGGCAGCAGCUGCAAACCCUAGCCAGGGGAGCCCAGUCACUACCACCACCAAACAGCCUGCAGAGCCCUCUGACCCCACAGCCACAGCAGUCUCUCCCCAAUCACAAGCCUCUAGCGAUGUUGUUGUGGUGGUGGGGUGAGGGCUCUCACAUGGUGACCUCCUCCUCUGACCUUGGACCAGAAACAAGCUCAAACCACUGGUCAAACUGUCCUCAGCUGCAUACUGAUGAUGGGAACAGCACAGUUUUAUACAACAGCUUCUAUUGGCAUGCUGUAAAGAGAUUUGCUUUUGCACUGAGUGUUUGCUUAGAGUGAUUGUGUGGUUUUGUAUUUUAUGCUCGCAUUCUCAUUCAAAACUUAUGAAAUAAUUACCAUUAUGAUCAUGUCUAUACAAAUUAAUGUACCACAAGAGGUUGAAUAUUUAAUAUUUGUAUGAAUUUGUAUUUGUGUAACAAAAAUAGUUAUAAGUUAAAAUGUAUAGCCAUCAUCAGUGUCACUGAUAAGAGGAAAUGACUCCUGUUUGGUCUAGUGGUUGUAUCACAGCUUGCUUGUCACAAUUCAUCUGACAUUUCCCUCACUUCUCCAUUUUUAGACAUUCUCCAUUUUUAGACAUUCUAAAUUCUGCAAAAUUACAAAACAGAACCAACCAGCACUAAACUGUAGUAGCAGCUUAAGUAGACAAUUUAAAAGGAACUGUUUAAGCCACAAACCUCUUCCAGAAACACUCUCAAUGUUUUCCAACAAGUCAACAUCACUUCCUUGGUCUUUUCGAUACAGUAAAGAAGAGUUCAAAUGUUUCUGCUCUAGCUUUAUCUGCCCUUCCGUUUCCAAGCCUUUGAAACAAUAAAGAAUUAGGACACUUCCUGAGUGUUUCUCUGCUAGUGUGUCUGAGAGACAGCUAAUUGCAUGUGACUGUGCAUGUGGAUGAAUUACAGAGAGAGGGAGAGCGAGGCUGGGCAUUAGUAAGGAGUGUGUCUGAGGCAGUACCACCUGUUUUCACUGACCAGAGAGGGGAACUACAACAAAGCAGCAUAAUACCACAUUCAAAACUGCUGCACCGCCACAGAUCCGUUUUAUGUUCCCAUCCUCUCUCUCAGAUAUUUAUUCAUCUACUUAUGGCUGACAACAUGAUGAACGUGUGGAUGUAUUGCAUGUCAAGUCUAAAACGGGUUGUCCGUGAAGAGGGCAUAAUACUGACUACUAACCAUUUCAAACCAAAAUCAAAUGUUAUCCAUUACUGCAAUACGUACAAGGGGUACAUAACUAUUAUAGCAAAAUAUGAAGAACAUCUUUGUGCUAGAAAAUAAAUUCCCUUCCGUGGUGCAUUGAGUCAAUGGAUUUUGAUUGACAGUCCUCCUAAAUCAAGAUACAUGGAAAGAGGAUGGUGUUGGGGGAGAGAGAGAUUGAAGACAUUUCUUUGAAUGAUAGUGAUUAUGAAACAUUGGAGUCAGCAGCCCUCCCCCCGCUCCUCGUCAUCAGUAGCUAAGGGCCGCUCUGCACUGCAUCCCUACUCCUCUCCUACACCCCUCCCACUUUCCCCUCUACCUCCCUCCCUAACACACACACACACACACUCUCCCAGUGUUAAUGCAGAGCCUGCAGUGGAUGCUGAAGCAGUAGGAGCUUAUACCAUUUAAUGCUACCUGCAUCACUGGACCUAAAAAGGGCAGACUAAGAGACAUGUACUCUUAAUGGUCCAUCCUUCAGAGGAAAACAAAAGGGAUCAAGGACAAAACCAGGGGGAACAGAACAGUCUCAGAAGGUAGGAAAGGAAAAGCAAGAGGGCAUUAAAAACAGUGAAUGAGCAAAAAAACAGAAAAUCACUCUUCAGCAAAGCAGCUGCCACUCCAGUGUUUUAGGAGACAGAGGAUAGAAAGCAGCCUUGGGCUGAGGACCAUAGAGAGGAGAGAAGUGACUGGAAUGCAAAGAUGAGGAAAAGGCGUGUGCUACUGAUGCCCCCCAGCGUCCCUCCCCACUGUGUGGCCGUGCUAUGGCUGUUGAUGCUGCUGGGUCUCCAGGCCCUGGCUGUCUGCCCCCCAAUGUGCACCUGUAACCACAGCCACAGGGAGGUGGACUGUUCCUGGAGGGGCCUGAGGACUCUGCCCCUGGGCCUGCAGCAAAACCUGCACUCCCUCAACCUGUCUCACAACCGCAUCCACGACCUGGACGGCCAGCUGAGUACCUUUGUCCACCUCCGCACCCUGGACCUGUCCCACAACAGGCUGGUCCGCCUGCCCACCGCUCUGCCCAGAGCCCUGUGGGAGCUCCACAUUGCAGCCAACGGCAUCAACCUGCUGGACAAGAACGACACAGCCUACCAGUGGAACCUGCGGGUCCUCGACCUGUCCAAUAACAAGCUGGAACGGGUCGUGUUCAUCAACAACACCCUGACCAGCCUGCGCCUGCUCAACCUCAGCCACAACCGCUUCUGGACCGUGCCUACCAACAUGCCUGCCAGCCUGGAGACCGUGGACCUUUCCCACAACUCCCUGGUGCAGAUGCUGCCUGGCACUCUGGCACGGCUGUUCAGGCUGACCACCUUCUACCUGCACUCCAACCGCUUCUCCUCUGUGGGCCCCAGGGCCUUCAGCCAGCUCGGCAGCCUGCGGCUCCUCUCCCUGGGGGACAACCCCUGGGCCUGUGAGCACCAGACCAACAUCACCCACCUGCUGGCCUGGCUCAAGCACACCUCCACCCGCGUGCUUGGCUGCCCCUGCCACACUCACUCUGUCUGUGGAGAGCAUCCCCUGGCCAGGACUGGAGGGUGGCACUUUGCCUCCUACACUCAGCCUCCCCUGGCUGCUGGUACUCAGGAGGAGCGGAGCCACCCUCCUCCUCCAGAGGCCCUCACCAGGUGGCCUUGGUACCUGUCCGAGUCUGCCCUGCUCAACACCCAGCUCCACAGCAGGAAAGCCCCAGGACGCCCCAGUGGAUCAGAGGACCACGGCCUCUUCACAGACCAACACCAGUUCACCUCCACCCCUCUAGCCAUUUCCACCCUGCCCACUGACAGGUCCCACACAGAAAACAGCUUGACAAGCACAGACGACCCCUUCCUAACAGACACUGCAUUUACUACUGACAGCUUCUAUACCACUGACAACCCCUCUACCAUCACAAGGAGAACAGCCACCCUCCGCACCAGGAGUGUCAAGAGGCCUAACCAGGGUGGCUCCCCGGUACGAAACACCAGCCCAGCCCCCAGCCCCAGGUCUACACUCCCACUCCUACUGAACCUGUGGUUCUUCCUGACUCACACCCGGUAUGUCCUCUGAAAAUUGAAGGAAAUGUCUGGAGUUGGAGUAAUGUCCUUGUCAGACUUUGGACAUACAACUGCACAAACACACACAAAUGAGUAUCAUUAAACCAACUUUGUUGUUUUCUUCCAUUUUGAAUACUGUAAGACACUUAAAUGAACUCUUCUGCAUUACUUGAAUCAAUAACAAUAUACUGUAUGACAUGCACAGGCAGCAUCCAUGUACACUAACACUACUACCACUAUAUGGCCAGUAUCAUUAUUGGGAUACUGAACAAAUACUUUAGUACUCACUAUCUGCAUAACUCUGUUUUCAUCAUCAACUUUGAAUACUUAAAGGUCCAAAGCAGCCGUUUUUAUCUCAAUAUCAAAUCAUUUCUGGAUAAUAAUUAAAUACCUUAGCAUGAUUGUUUUCAAUUAAAUUGUUCAAAAAUAGCUUCUUAGCAAAGAGCAAUUUCUCAAGCAAGAAUUUUGCUAGGACUGUCUGGGAGUGGUCUGAGUGGGGAGAGAAAAGCUGAAAACUAGCUGUUCUUUCCAGGGGAGAAUGACUGCCCCCUCUCAUUGAGCCUCGGGAGUUAGAGGCCGACCAUGGUACUGCAGGUAAUGACUGGAGUGGAAUAGGUGGAAUGGUAUCAAACACAUGGCUUCUAGGUGUUUGAUGCCAUUCCAUUUGCUCCUUUCUGGCCAUUUUUAUGAGCCAUCCUCCCCUCAGCAGCCUUCUGCGCUUCAGGCAUUGUUAGCAGAAAACACGAUCCCCCAUUUGAGUGAACAGAAACAUUUUCAUCUUUGUGGUCAGUAAAUAAAAAAAGUUUUAAAGACAAACAUGGUUCCAGUAAUUGCUUCUAAUACACCAGAUGUAGGUCUUUGAAGCAAUUAUUUUAAAAUCGCACACAGAAGGAUCAUUUAGUUGCUAAUGGCAGCUGGCAGUACCCUAGUGGUCCUUCAAUUCAACUGGAGUUAAUCAAUGAGAGCGCUAUUGAG
This is a messenger RNA of Oncorhynchus kisutch (coho salmon), 5126 nucleotides long. RefSeq names its product oligodendrocyte-myelin glycoprotein. The record is from RefSeq and is a predicted model, not a curated record. Gene Ontology annotation, molecular function: protein binding. NCBI's taxonomy places the organism in Eukaryota, Metazoa, Chordata, Actinopteri, Salmoniformes, Salmonidae. The transcript is spliced from 3 exons. The coding region runs from base 2818 to 4164 and encodes 448 amino acids. Gene Ontology annotation, biological process: neuron projection regeneration.